AGGUCUUCGGUCCUUUUGAUCACGUCACGACGAGCAGGCAAUGGAAAGAGUUUGUAUGUCAAACGAAAUGCUGAAAAAUUUAAAGCUCGAUUUGGCCCUAAAUCAGAACAACUGGAAACCGUUCUUGUGACAAUACCUCUGCAAGAAAAACAAAUUGACGUUAAUGAAGUGAUACAGACAUUAUCUAAAUUCACACCAAUUCCAGAAAAGACCACCCCACGUAUAUUUCAUAUUGACAUUUCCCAUGAGGUUCAAGAAGGCAUCGACUUUCUCCUCUUCAACCUUCUUAUCCUCGACUGUUUGAUGGAUAGAAAUGGAUACGUGUGGCGACGCAGCACUGAUGAUCUGUAUCUGAUAGAAACCAUGCCUAUCAUAAAAAAUGGGAUGCAAUAUUCCCAUCCAAUAUUAAAUCUACUGCCAGUUGUAAUGUGCCGAUCACCGGAAGAAAGCGUUAGCGCUUAUGAUGGCGACGAUAGCAUGAGACUAUCAGUCAACAAAUCAAUAUACCAGGUCUUCGACGAAAAACAAUUCAGGAGUUCGGUCUUCCAGCGUGCAUAUCAAUAUCUUCAACGGCUGGACACUGGUAGAAUGUUCAACGAUAUAAAACCAGACCGUAUUGAAGGAGAUCCUAAAUCAUGUUUAACUGUGCUGUUAAGACACUGUGGUGUGAAGAAUCCAUCUUGGUCGGAGCUGAAUCACUUUGUUUGGUUCCUCAAUACCCAACUUGUGGACUUUGAGCAGAAUCAAUUUGUCACCAUUGCUGCAGCAAAAUACCUUCCUGGAUUUACGAAGUUUGUCCUGCUAUUUCUCAUUCAGAUGUCAAAGGAUUUUUCUACACGAUCGCUGAACAUAAGCGAGGAGUCGGAAGCAUGUUUACCUGCUGGUGCGAAAAAGAAGGAUGACACAGAUGAUGAUAUCUUGAAACAUUUUUCAUUUAGGCGGACCUGGGAAAGCAGCUCGCAUCCGUACCUUUUCUUCAACUCCGAUCGGGCAACAUUCGCCGUUAUGGGGUUUUUCAUUGAUGAAACAACGGGCAACAUUAAAGAUCAACAUAAUGGCAAAGUAUUGGAGAAAGGCAUAAUGGAUUCGAUGCAUUUUGCUGCACUUAAGACAAACUGGGCACAUUUGAACGAAAAUUUUGAUGAACUGUCUAGGGAACUGAAGAUUCAAAAAAUGUGCAACGUAAUGGGGAUAGAAUUCCCACAUGAUCCAGACAACACAUAUGAACUUACAACCGACAAUGUAAAGAAAAUCAUGGCAAUAUAUAUGAGAUUUAGGUGCGACAUUCCUGUCGUCAUAAUGGGUGAAACCGGCUGUGGUAAAACAAGGUUGGUGAAGUUUAUGUGUGCCUUACAGUGUCCACGUGGUGUUGAAGUCCAAAACAUGAUCCUUAUGAAGGUACACGGUGGAACGACAAAAGAUUUAAUCAAAAGAAAAGUUAACGAAGCAGAAAAAAUUGCAAAUAAAAAUGUUGAGAAAUAUGGGCGUCACAUGUACACGGUAUUGUUCUUUGAUGAGGCAAACGCCACUGAAGCAAUUGGAAUAAUCAAGGAAAUCAUGUGCGACAGAUCCAUUUGCGGCGAACCGAUUAAAUUAUACCAGAAUUUGAAAAUAGUUGCUGCAUGCAAUCCGUACAGAAAGCACGAUGAUGCUCUCAUAAGGAGACUGGAGCAGGCUGGUUUGGGGUACCACGUAAAUGCUGACGACACAACAGAUAAACUUGGGAGAAUCGCUAUGAGGCGUCUGGUAUACAGGGUUCAACCGCUUCCACAAAGUUUACUGGCCAUAGUGUGGGAUUUCGGACAGCUCAACGCUGAUGUUGAAAAAUUGUACAUUAAACAAAUGGUCGCAAAAUAUGUAAAAGAAGAGCGAAUACCUUUCUUGCCAGGACUUGUUGAUGUCGUAAGCACUGUUCUUGUGGAAUCACAGAACUACAUGCGCGAUCAAAAGGAUGAAUGUAGUUUCGUAUCACUGCGAGAUGUUGAGCGUGCGCUGAUGGUGAUGGCUUGGUUUUAUGGAAUGGCGAAGGAUAACAGGCUAUUGUUUGAUGCCAUGGACAUAAAGUCACCAGGUCGUCAGGUUAAGGGUGUCGAACAUAAGGGCCUUGAUGAUUUAACAAGAAGCCUGGUUCUCGCUUUGGGGGUGUGUUACCAUGCUUGUUUGAAGAGUCGCGAUGGAUUCAGAAAGCGAGUGGCAUUAGUACUUUCACAACCAAGCAUAUCACAACCAUGCCAGAUGGCAGGUGGUGCAGAACAGAUGAAGCACGAAAUUGAAUGCUGCCAAGAAGUGUUUCUUGACAAAGUGGAUUUGGAUCUAAAUAUUGCACGAAAUACGGCGUUAAAAGAAAAUGUCUUUAUGAUGGUUGUGUGCAUUGAGUUGCGGAUACCACUGUUUCUUGUUGGAAAACCCGGGAGUUCAAAGUCUCUUGCAAAAACUGUUGUCGCUGAUGCCAUGCAGGGUAACAGCGCGCGAAACAUGUUAUUUAAACAUCUUAAACAGGUGCAGAUGGUAUCAUUUCAAUGUAGUCACUUAUCAACGCCUAAUGGAAUUGUUGGUACUUUCCGACAGUGUGCGCAAUUGCAGAAAGACAAAAAUCUCGAUAAAUUUGUGUCUGUUGUUGUUCUUGAUGAAGUGGGAUUAGCAGAAGACAGUCCACGUAUGCCACUAAAAACAUUGCAUCCACUGUUGGAGGACGGCUGCGAAGGCGAUGAUAGUCCGGAAGCGUAUAAGAAAGUUGCCUUUAUCGGUAUCUCCAACUGGGCUUUGGAUCCUGCUAAGAUGAACAGAGGUAUCCUGGUACAAAGAGAAGUUCCAGACCUAAAUGAACUGACAAUAAGCGCAAAAGGAAUAUGCGAAACAAAGAAAGAAGUUGAUUCUUUCAUAGAACCGUUCAUAGAACCGUUCAUUGGUCCAUUGUCAAAAGCAUACAUAGAAGUGUUCAAAAUUGCAUCAGAUGCAAUGCGCGAAUUUUAUGGUCUUCGAGACUUCUACAGUUUGGUGAAAAUGGUGUAUGGCUUUGUGGCAAAAAACAAACGGCAACCGACAUGGUUGGAAAUGUUUUAUGCAAUCAAGAGGAAUUUUGGAGGGCUGGAUCUUGUGGACACUGAGCAAUGCUUCAAACACCACCUUUCAAGUGUCAUGGAUUGUGAGCCUAGUCGAUACCAGGAAGGUCCUGACUGUAGCGAAAAAAAGCUGCUCGAAGGGUGUCUAUUUGAUACAUUGGAAACAAAAUGUGAAAGUCGAUACCUACUGUUACUAACCGACAACUAUGGGGCUCUGACCAUAAUUCAGCAGCAGCUUUUCUCCAAUCGAAGCGAAAUUCGGCCAAUCAUCAUUUUUGGCAGCAGUUUCCCGAGAGACCAGGAAUACACACAGAUUUGCCGCAACAUAAAUAAGAUCAAGGUCUGUAUGGAGACGGGAAAGACAGUUCUGUUGUUGAACUUGGAGAAUCUAUACGAAAGUCUGUACGACGCGUUGAACCAGUACUACGUGUACUUCGGUGGAAACAGAUAUGUUGACCUUGGCCUUGGAACACACAGAGUAAAGUGUCCUGUUCACAAGAACUUCAGGUUGAUUGUUGUGGCUUUGAAACAGACAGUGUACACACAAUUUCCGAUUCCUUUGAUUAAUCGAUUGGAGAAGCAUUUACUGUCAGUAAAUACCAUUCUGGAUGAGGAACAGAUUUACCUGGCGGGAGAAUUGCAGAAAUGGGCAAGUGACUUUACAUCGCAAACUGUACCGUUACACAAAAGGACAGCGUAA
Messenger RNA from Dreissena polymorpha, 3762 nucleotides. Its product is annotated as E3 ubiquitin-protein ligase rnf213-alpha-like. The transcript has 26 exons. Gene Ontology annotation, molecular function: ubiquitin-protein transferase activity; ATP binding; ATP hydrolysis activity. The record is from RefSeq and is a predicted model, not a curated record. NCBI's taxonomy places the organism in Eukaryota, Metazoa, Mollusca, Bivalvia, Myida, Dreissenidae. The annotation marks the transcript as partial.